CUGCUAUGGCUUUUAUUUUGCAGAUAUGAGGAUGCCUUUAACAGAUUUGUGGAUGAAAUCAACUGUUUAGCUUAUUACCAUUGGUGGGAAGGUUCAGUUUAUAGCAUUUUUUCUGUUUUUAUGUACCCGCUUGCCUGGUCAUGGCUUCAGUUCUGCCGGAAGAAAAAGAUACAACAACUACGUGAAUUUGUUCGAUCAGAAUAUGAUCAUGCUUGCUUGCGCUCUUGCCGUUCACGUGCUUUGUAUGAAGGACUGAAGGUUGCUGCAACUUCUGAUCUAAUGCUUGCAUAUGUGGAUUUUUUCCUUGGCGGUGAUGAAAAAAGGGAUGACCUCCCUCCUCGUCUUCAUCAGAGAUUUCCAAUGUCUGUUGUUUUUGGGGGAGAUGGAUCUUAUAUGGCUCCUUUUUCUCUUCAGAGUGAUAACAUUCUUACUUGCCUAAUAAGCCAGUCAGUUCCACCUACAAUAUGGUACCGACUAGUGGCUGGUCUAAAUGCCCAGUUGCGUCUAGUUCGCCGUGGUCAUUUCAGGGCCACUUUUAAUCCAGUUAUCUGUUGGCUAGAGACACAUGCAAAUCCCACAUUGAAAUCCCAUGGUGUGCGUGUUGAUCUGGCUUGCUUCCAACCUUCAGCUUCUGGUUAUCGCCAGUUUGGACUUCUUGUAUGCGCUAUUGAAAGUGAAGCUUUAAGAUCUGCAGUUGAUAGACCAGAUAAACAUAGCUUACUUGAGAAACAGUCAAGCUUGCCGGGUACUCGUUGGAGGAAAGCACUGGAUCUUGUGAGAGUCAAUGAACCUGCAAUAUCACAUAAAAGGAUAUCUGAAGAAAUUUUGAUCACCAAGAACCUUCGGAUGCUUAAUGAGAAGAUGACUAUUAGUUUUCCUUUCUACUAUAUAAUUCGCAAUACAAAACCCAUAGGACAUCAGGAUCUUGUCGGUUUGGUAACAUCAGUGCUUCUUCUAGGAGAUGUUAGCUUAGUCUUGCUUACUCUGCUUCAGCUAUACUCCAGUUCAGUGUUGGACUUCUUUUUGGUCUUGUUUAUUCUUCCUCUCGGCAUUCUUCUUCCAUUCCCAGCAGGAAUCAAUGCAUUAUUCAGUCAUGGACCUAGGCGCUCAGCAGGUUUCAUGCGUGGAUAUGCACUAUGGAAUAUUACCUCAGUGAUAAAUGUUGUGGUUGCAUUUGUAUGCGGAUUUGUCCAUUUUAAGACCCAAUCCUCAUCAAAUAAAAAGCAUUGGAACAUUCAAUCCUGGAAUUUUACCCUGGAUGAAAGUGGAUGGUGGAUGCUUCCUUCUGGACUGCUCCUGUGUAAAAUAUUCCAGGCGCGGCUGAUUAAUUAUCAUGUGGCAAACCUUGAGGUCCAAGAUCGGACAUUGUACAGUAAUGACCCUGAUGCAUUCUGGAGGUCGUGAACCUGUGUCUCAGAGCUGGCUGCCCAAUAUGUCUUCCCCGUUUCUAACUGUUUUUUGCCUUUGUAUCCUUCAUUAAAUGUGAUCUAAUGGACUGGCCAGUAGUGUACAGGACUGCAAAGUAUGGGGUACUCUUUAGUAGUAGGUAGUUUUUGAAUAUAGAUAAUGAGGGCGUGCAUCAAUUUUUCGUUCUGCAGUCUGUUUUGCGAGUUGUACCAAUGUAGAUAUGUACGUUAUACGUGUACUGGUUCGGGCAUUCUCAUAGACAAAAAAGAAAACAUCGAAUAUGGCAUUGUCAAGUGUGCAGCUUUUUGUUUUUCCUUUCGGCUGAAGCUAAGGAAUGUAAAUGAUUGGAGCAUCCAUUAAGCCGAUUAACUCAA
Molecule: messenger RNA, 1781 nt
Organism: Coffea arabica (coffee)
Lineage: Eukaryota; Viridiplantae; Streptophyta; Magnoliopsida; Gentianales; Rubiaceae
Source: RefSeq, a predicted model, not a curated record